UCCACGAUCCCCUUUAGGAGGCUCUUAUCAAGAUGACUGUCAUGAACCGCGGGCUCCAUUCUUCGCGCCGGAAGUCGCGCGCCGCCCACUUCAACGCCCCUUCCUCGGAACGACGUGUCAUCCUCUCCGCUCCUCUGUCUCGCGAGCUCCGGGCCAAGUACAAUGUCCGCUCGAUCCCCAUCCGCAAGGACGACGAGGUCACCGUUGUCCGCGGUAGCAACAAGGGUCGCGAGGGCAAGGUCACCAGCGUCUACCGUCUGAAGUGGUGCAUCCACGUCGAGCGCAUCGCCCGCGAGAAGGGCAACGGCCAGAGCGUCCCCACCCCUCUCGCCCCCUCCAACGUCGUCAUCACCAAGCUCCACCUCGACAAGGACCGUGAGCAGAUCCUCGAGCGCAUCGGCAAGGGUCGUGAGGCUGUCAAGAGCAAGUCGGCUUAAAGGAUGUUUUCUGAGGUUUUAUGUUCAUAUGGUCAUAGCAGCGGGAGGUCCGGAGUACUCGAGAAAAGAGGGGACCCAACCUGCGUUCAUGGUACAUCUAUGGAAAAAUAGAUGUGUCUUGAUGAAAUGAAAAUCAAAAAUCGGAUUCCCUCUAUCUUAAUGAAUUUUUUGUCGUCGCCAUAUCCUGAUUGCCUUGAUUCCUAGUCGCUUGACGCAUCAUUCUCUCAUUGUACAACACUCUGGUCUAUACGGAUCGUGCUGAGGGUGAUGGUAUGUGCGUAGGCAUCUCUGCUAGAGGCAGAUAUACAGGAGGUCAGAUCUUGCCCAAGAUAAGAAGUAAUCAACUGGACCGAAGUCUAGUCUUG
Messenger RNA from Aspergillus campestris IBT 28561, 802 nucleotides. RefSeq names its product 60S ribosomal protein uL24. Gene Ontology annotation, molecular function: structural constituent of ribosome; RNA binding. NCBI's taxonomy places the organism in Eukaryota, Fungi, Ascomycota, Eurotiomycetes, Eurotiales, Aspergillaceae. The record is from RefSeq and is a predicted model, not a curated record. Gene Ontology annotation, cellular component: ribosome; cytosolic large ribosomal subunit. The transcript has 3 exons. Bases 33 to 437 code for a protein of 134 amino acids. Gene Ontology annotation, biological process: ribosomal large subunit biogenesis; cytoplasmic translation.